CCUGGGAAGCGCUGAGGCCGUUUUGCCCAGGAGGCAUUGCUGAGAUUGCCCUCGCAGAGAUGGACUUGGAUAAACCAUCUGUCUGGGGAUCCCUGAAGCAGAAAACCAGACCCUUCCUGCAAAACCUGAGCGUGAGGAAGACGAAGAAGAGGUCUAGCAAAAUGGUGGAGAGGAAGGUCCACUCCUUGGACCGCCGCCUCAGCUUGUCGGUGCCAGACAUGCUGGAGGUGGAGACUCUCACGGAAGAAGAAACGACUUACUCGAGUACUCGAGUGCUGUCCAGCUGCUCCCCCAAGAGCUUCUCCAGGUCUGUGAUGUCCUUGAAAAGCAGAAGUGCUUCGGUCAGGCCAGCAGGAGAGGACUGGCCGUGGCCAUCGCAGCAGGCGACACACGCGGAGGUGACGGCGCCCAGCCCGGACACUCAAGUCAUGGGCAGCACGCUGGCUGAGGGAAAGAGGAGAUCCAGCGACGACCUCUUUGAGCUGCUGCAUAGCGCUCGGCUGAGCACCACCACCCUGACAGACGAGGGGGCAGAGUACCCAUGUGGGGAAAUGGACCUGGACUCUGCCAUAACAUCUCAGAUUUUUGAUGAUCAAAUGGCUCUAGAGGAAGCAAAUGAUUGCUUGAGUGAUCUGCCCAGCCCCUUUGCCUACCUGCUGACCAUCCACCUGAAGGAAGGCCGGAACCUGGUUAUCAGAGAUCGCUGCGGUACAAGUGACCCCUAUGUGAAGUUUAAGCUGAAUGGGAAAACUUUAUACAAAAGUAAAGUAGUCUACAAGAACCUCAACCCAGUUUGGGAUGAAACUGUUGUGCUGCCUGUACAGACCCUUGAUCAAAAGCUCUGGAUCAAGGUGUACGAUCGAGAUUUAACCUCUUCAGACUUCAUGGGUUCGGCGUUUGUAGCGCUCGCUGAGCUUGAGCUCAAUCGAACUACUGAACAGGUUUUAAAACUGGAAGAUCCCAACAGUUUGGAAGAUGACAUGGGAGUGAUUGUAUUAAAUUUGAGUCUGGCAGUCAAGCAAGGAGACUUCAAGAGAAAUAGAUGGUCAAGUCGGAAGAAGCGAAGUUCAUCCAAGUCGAGUUUCACGCGGAGCACGCGGCUCUCCGACUUGCUGCGCAAGAACCAGCUGUGGAAUGGGCUGGUCACCAUCACGCUUCUGGAGGGCAAGAACAUCCCUGGAGGAAAUUGGGCAGAGAUUUUUAUUCUCCUCAAACUGGGAGAUCAAAGAUACAGAAGUAAGACACUGUGUAAGAGUGCAAAUCCUCAGUGGAGGGAACAAUUUGAUUUUCACUACUUCUCUGACAGGAAGGAUAUGUUGGACAUUGAGGUGUGGAGAAAGGAUAACAAAAAACAUGAGGAGCUUUUGGGAACGUGCCAAGUUGACAUUACUGCCCUGCCAAUGAAGCAGACCAAUUGCUUAGAGCUGCCUCUGGAAAAACACCCAGGAUCCCUGCUAAUGCUGGUUGCUGUUGCCCCCUGUACAGGAGUGUCUAUCUCUGAUCUAUGUGUCUGCCCUUUGGGAGACCCCAGUGAACGGCAGCAGAUUUCACAGCGCUAUUGUCUAAGGAACUCCUUUCGGGACAUAAAGGACGUUGGCUUCUUACAAGUCAAAGUUUUAAAGGCAGUGGACCUGCUGGCAGCAGAUUUUGCAGGUAAAAGUGAUCCUUUCUGUGUGCUGGAGCUGGGAAACGACAGCCUUCAAACACACACCGUUUACAAGAACCUCAAUCCCGAGUGGAACAAAGUUUUCACAUUCCCUAUUAAAGACAUUCAUGAUGUUCUGGAAGUGACAGUGUUUGAUGAAGAUGGAGACAAGCCUCCUGAUUUUCUUGGAAAAGUUGCCAUCCCUUUGCUGUCUAUUAGAAAUGGUAAACAAAGUUGCUACACACUGAAGAAUAAAGACUUGGAACGUGCUUCAAAAGGAGUAAUUUACUUGGAGCUGGAUGUCCUAUUUAAUCCUAUAAAAGCAAGCAUCAGAACCUUCAAGCCCCGAGAGAAGCGCUUCACGGAGGACAACCGGAAAUUUUCUAAGAAGAUCUUAUCAAGAAAUGUUGAUCGUGUGAAAAAAAUCACCAUGGCAAUAUGGAAUACAAUACAGUUCCUCCGGAGCUGCUUUCUCUGGGAGUCCACAGUGAAGAGCAUGAUAGCAUUUGUGGUAUUCGUGGUCACUGUCUGGAGUGUGGAACUGUACAUGGUGCCCCUGGCUUUGCUGGUGCUCUUUGCAUACAACUUCUCCCUUGUCACCACAGGGAAGGUCAACAGCACCCAAGAUGCCCAGGAGCUCAUGGGCUUGGAUGAAGAUGAGGAUGACGAUGAUAAGGAAUCUGAGAAAAAGGGGUUAAUUGACAGAAUCCACAUGGUCCAGGAGAUCAUCAUAGCUGUUCAAACCAUCUUAGAAGAAACAGCAUCAUUUGGAGAGAGGAUUAAAAACACAUUCAACUGGACGGUGCCUUUCCUCUCUGUCCUGGCCUGUCUGGUCCUGGUAGCAGCAACAGUCAUUUUGUAUUUUAUACCACUGAGGUACAUUGUUUUAAUCUGGGGCAUAAAUAAAUUCACUAAGAAGCUUAGAAAUCCCUAUGCCAUCGACAAUAAUGAGCUACUAGAUUUCCUCUCCAGGGUACCAUCUGAUGUUCAAAAGGUGCAGCACACUGAAUUGAAACCAUACAGCGGCUCCAGCCCCAUUAGGAGGAAGCGGAGCGCCCUAUAGGAUGCAGCAGGAUUUUGGCAUGCAGCAUCUCCCUCCAUACCCCCUACACGUGCACAUCAGCUUCUGCCCUCCCCUUCUUGCUUCAGAACAACACUAUAGUUACUGCCACAGACUUUUUCAUCUUGAAGAGUCAGUGGGGUUUUUGAUAAAUGCCUAUCUUGGGUUGUCCUUUUGGGGAUGUCCUUUUGGGGAUGUCCUUUUUGGGUUGUCUUUCGCCACAGAGUUGUAACCCAAAAGAAAAAAAGAGCAAGGUGGGAUGUAUGAGCUCAGUUUAUGGGGUGAGGAGGAGAAUGGGAGAGGGUGGUGCAGCUGCACCUUUUUCCUUCCCUUCGAUUGCAGAGGCCAGGCUGGAUGUGGCAGCGCUCCCUGUUUUAUGUAGGAAGAGAUAAUUCCGCUUAGUGUAGCAGAUCAGCUGAGCUGAUGUGAAGAGAUGCUCUGAACCAGUUUUUAACAUAUCCAACAGAUUUACAUUAAGAUAUGAGAGCUAUUCUUUUCUGAGUUAAAUCACUGUGCCUGGGAAGGUUUAAGCUCUGAAUUAACGAGGCUUUGAUACCCAUCUUCUGUUCAAGCAGUGUACAUUUGAAAAAGUUUUUUAUCAUAAUUAGCAGAAAGAGCUGGGAGCUCCAACAGUAUCUCAGUAUUUCAUCCAGCACUUGUGAAUUUCUCUUUUUCCUUUUAUUUUUUUUAUUCUUUUCCCUUCCCCUUCCUUUUUGAAAGCCC
Dryobates pubescens (Downy woodpecker) is the source of this 3428-nucleotide messenger RNA. RefSeq names its product multiple C2 and transmembrane domain containing 2 (gene MCTP2). The transcript is spliced from 22 exons. Gene Ontology annotation, biological process: regulation of neurotransmitter secretion. The coding region runs from base 60 to 2708 and encodes 882 amino acids. Gene Ontology annotation, molecular function: calcium ion binding. The record is from RefSeq and is a predicted model, not a curated record. Gene Ontology annotation, cellular component: synaptic vesicle membrane. NCBI's taxonomy places the organism in Eukaryota, Metazoa, Chordata, Aves, Piciformes, Picidae.